AUGCUAAAGAAGUACUCCAAACUCUCCCAGCCGGAAAAGAAGCUUCUGGAGCUGAAAGAGGACCGAAUUCUGGCCUGUCUCCUUCACAAUAUGAUCGCCUACAUGGUUAUGCUGCGGUUGCCGGAACAGGAGAUCCGGAAAGUGACCUUCAGACUGCUUGGCCGCUGUCGUCUGGGUGCCUACUUUUCUGGUCUUGUGUCUCAUUUGGUCGACAAUCUACACCUUCUGGUACGUUACAGUUUAACUUCGUUUCCUAUCCUCCGGUCUGCCCAUUGUGUUGUGUCCGCCUCCUAG
Dibothriocephalus latus is the source of this 294-nucleotide messenger RNA. The record is from the annotation of a GenBank genome assembly. NCBI's taxonomy places the organism in Eukaryota, Metazoa, Platyhelminthes, Cestoda, Diphyllobothriidea, Diphyllobothriidae.